Messenger RNA from Eurypyga helias (sunbittern), 421 nucleotides. It is a transcript of the gene CREG2, whose product is annotated as cellular repressor of E1A-stimulated genes 2. The annotation marks the transcript as partial. NCBI's taxonomy places the organism in Eukaryota, Metazoa, Chordata, Aves, Eurypygiformes, Eurypygidae. The record is from RefSeq and is a predicted model, not a curated record. The transcript has 3 exons.
AUCCAAGGUAUGCCCUAUGGGAACUGUUUACUUCUCAGUGAUGGUCCUGGCAAUAACAGCACUGGAAUCCCUUUCUUUUACGUGACGCCGAAGGAUAACACUGUGGCAGAUCUCCUGAAGAAUCCUGUAGCUUCUCUGACCCUGCCAGAGGCAGAUGGAAAUUUCUGCAGAAAAAACGUCAUUGAUCCGGAGGAUCCGAGGUGCGCCAGGCUGACUCUCAUGGGACAGAUGGUCACGGUGCCUCCGGAGGAAGUGGAAUUUGCCAAGCAAGCAAUGUUUUCCAGGCACCCGGUGGUAAGAAAGUGGCCUCGUAGCUAUGAGUGGUUCUUCAUGAAAAUGAACAUUAAGCACAUCUGGCUUCAAAGCUGGUAUGGAGAGGUUUCUGCCAUUGCAGUAGAAGAGUAUUUAAAAGCAGUUCCAA